AUGACAACCACAAAGAAGAUAACACAAAGAUUGACUUGUGAGUCAUUCAAACAAUGGAUUCAAGGUCUUGAUGCCUUUCUAUUCGACUGUGAUGGAGUGCUAUGGCGUGGAGCUACCCCAAUUAAGGGUGCAGCCAAUAUGAUCAGCCUCUUGCGAUCAUUGGACAAACGCGUUGUGUUUGUGACCAACAAUGCCACGAACAGCCGUGCUACCUACGUGAAGAAAUUCGCGUCGCAGGGCAUCAUUGCUGAUGAGGCCGAUAUCGUCACUUCAGCGUGGGCUACAGCGCAGUACAUGAAGCAGCAAAAGAUUGAAGGUAAGGUAUAUAUGGUGGGUGAAGCUGGUCUUCAGACAGAGCUGGAGCUAGAAGGAUACCAAGUCAGCGGUAUGGAGCAUAGCGACAUCAAGGGCCUUCCACAUGUACCGACGAUCGAUAUGGAUACAAAGGCUGUUGUCUGUGGCCUGGACAGACACUUUUCAUACUACAAGAUGGCGUACGCUACGGCGUGUGUUCUUCAAAUUCCGAACUGCCACUUCAUUGGUACCAACCCAGACUCGACGUAUCCGACGGAUGGUGCCAUCGUCCCGGGUGGUGGCUCUCUAGUCCACAUGCUGGAAUUCGCCAUUGGCCAUCCCCCAGAGGCUGUGUGUGGCAAGCCAUCGCAGGAUCUGCUUCAGACCAUUAUCACUACGUACAAGUUGAACCCCUCACGCACGUGCAUGGUGGGUGAUCGUCUUUCGACAGACAUUGAGUUUGGCAACGCCGGUGGUCUGCAAACGUUGUUGGUACUGACUGGCAUCGCGAACGAGUCGGACCUGAGCAACAUUGACAACGCUAAUCACGUGCCAGAUCACUACGUCGAUUCCAUUGACGCGAUCAAUCAGUUUCAAGCUGCGACGCUUGAGAACUAA
Molecule: messenger RNA, 912 nt
Organism: Peronospora belbahrii
Lineage: Eukaryota; Oomycota; Peronosporomycetes; Peronosporales; Peronosporaceae
Source: the annotation of a GenBank genome assembly